Molecule: messenger RNA, 660 nt
Organism: Labrus bergylta (ballan wrasse)
Lineage: Eukaryota; Metazoa; Chordata; Actinopteri; Labriformes; Labridae
Gene: vip
Product: vasoactive intestinal peptide
Biological process (GO): negative regulation of potassium ion transport; adenylate cyclase-activating G protein-coupled receptor signaling pathway; negative regulation of smooth muscle cell proliferation
Cellular component (GO): extracellular region; neuron projection
Molecular function (GO): neuropeptide hormone activity; peptide hormone receptor binding
Source: RefSeq, a predicted model, not a curated record
UGGGAGCAGACCUGAAGGCAAGGAAGACAGAAACACAAAGAGAGUCAGAAGCAUCACAGUGGAGAUACAGCAGCUGCUCUAGAUCAGGGCUUUGGACAGCGCAGCGGAAAGAGAACGAAGCCGACAACUCCGACAACAAGAGCACAUGUGUAAAGCGAUGUUACAACGAACCGGACCCCAUCUGCUUUUCCUAAUAGCCCUGUGCAGUGUGUUUUACUCCCGGACUUUGAGUCUGCCAUACACAUCCAUGAGACCGUCGAGACACGCAGACGGUCUGUUCACCAGUGGAUACAGCAAACUGCUCGGACAGCUGUCAGCGCGGAGGUAUCUGGAGUCUCUGAUCGGAAAACGGGUCAGUGACGAGCUGAUGGAUGAGCCAGUGAAGCGCCACUCAGACGCCAUCUUUACAGACAAUUACAGCCGCUUCCGCAAACAGAUGGCCGUCAAGAAGUACCUCAACUCAGUGUUGACAGGAAAGAGAAGCCUAGAAGAUCCUGUAGCCAGUGACCCAGAGGACUCCAUGGAUGAACCCAACACCUUCCAGGACAGCUACAGUGACAUCAACGUAGACCAUCUCCUAAACAACUUUCAAUUGCCACUUUGAGGAGAGCUCUGCACUCGAGUGAAUACCUCAAGUCAUCCUCAUGAAACCGUCCAUUC